Notolabrus celidotus (New Zealand spotty) is the source of this 1957-nucleotide messenger RNA. RefSeq names its product E3 ubiquitin-protein ligase TRIM39-like. The record is from RefSeq and is a predicted model, not a curated record. Bases 318 to 1835 code for a protein of 505 amino acids. Gene Ontology annotation, molecular function: protein binding; zinc ion binding. The transcript has a single exon. Lineage: Eukaryota; Metazoa; Chordata; Actinopteri; Labriformes; Labridae.
GUACCAGGAAACAGUUGGUCUAUCUCUCCGAGGACACACAAACACAUCGACACACGCAAGAACAGUUCAGUAUUACUGGAAAUAAUAACAGAAACAACAUCUACAGAGAGAGGACGGCUUCAGGAAGGAAUACUGGGAAUACUGGAAUACUGCCACUUCUACCAUUGACUGACUGCAGACUGUACAGCGCUUUAGAAAACACACAAGUCAAAGUGAAAGUAAGUUACAGUAAACUCUGUGGAAGAGGAAGUGGAGCCUCGCCCCCUGACCUGUUUGCGCUGUCUGCCUGUCGUGACUUUUGCUUCACUCAGAAGAAAAUGGCUAAUUGUUCAGAGGAGGAUCUGUGCUGUUCUGUCUGCCAUGACAUCUUCAAACAUCCUGUUCUCCUGUCAUGUAGCCACAGCUUCUGUAAAGCCUGUCUGCAGAGCUGGUGGACAGAGAAAAAGACCAAAGAGUGUCCAGUCUGUAAGAGAACUUCAAAGUAUGAACCUCCUUGUAACUUGGUGUUGAAGAACCUGUGUGAGGCCUUCUUGCUGCAGAGAGAUCAGACGGCUUCAUCAGACUCUGAGGCUCUCUGCAGUCUGCACUCUGAGAAACUCAGACUGUUCUGUCUGGAUCAUCAGCAGCCAGUGUGUCUCGUCUGCAGAGACUCUAAAAAACACACCAACCACAAAUUCAGACCCAUCGAUGAAGCAGCUCAAGAUCUCAGGGGCCAGCUCCAGGAAUCCCUGAGACCCAUAGAGAAGAAGCUGCAGCGCUUUAAAGAAGUCAAACAAGACUGGGAUGAAACAGGAAAGCACAUCAAGGUCCAGACUGCAGACACAGAGAGGAAGAUUAAGGAGCAGUUUAAGAAGCUUCACCAGUUUCUACAAGAGGAAGAGGAGGCCAGAAUCUCUGCACUGAGAAAGGAAGAGGAGCACAAGAGUAAGAGGAUGAAGAAGGAGAUGGAGGUUGUCAGCAGAGAGAUAGCAGAUCUUUCAGACACAGUCAGAGCCACAGAGGACGAGCUGAGAGCUGCAGACGUCUCAUUCCUGAAAAACUACAAGGCUGCAGUGGAAAGAGUCCAGCAGCGCCCCCUACUGAAGGAUCCACAGCUGCCCUCUGGAGCUCUGAUCGAUGUGGCCAAACACCUGGGCAACCUGAGCUUCAACAUCUGGAACAAGAUGAAGGACAUGGUCUCCUUCAGUCCUGUGAUUCUGGACCCAAACACUGCUGGUUCAGACCUCAUCCUGUCUGAAGAUCUGACCUGUGUGAGAGAAGAAGAGGAGAGCCAGAAGCUUCCUGAUAAUCCAGAGAGGUUUGGUGAAUUGUGCUCUGUCCUGGGCUCUGAAGGCUUCAACUCAGGGACUCACAGCUGGGACGUCGAUGUUAGAUGGAACAGAAGAUGGAGAGUGGGUGUGUUUAAGGAGUCUGCAGACAGGAAGAGAAACAUUAACUCUGGAUUAUGGAGAGUAACGUUUAAUGAUGAUAAAUACAGAGCAUACACCCCAUCAGGUGAGUGUGUUCGUCUGUCAGUGAGAGGGCGUCCUCAGAGGAUCAGAGUUCAUCUGGACUGGGACGGAGGAAAGCUGUCAUUCUCUGAUCCUGACACCAACAAACACAUAAACACCUUCACACACACCUUCACUCGCAAGAUGUUUCCUUACAUCUGGUGUGGUGAUUCACGUCCUCUGAAGAUAUCACCAGUGAAGGUCUCUGCAUCAGUGAAACAAAAGAGCACAGAUGAUGAUGAUGACGAAGAUGUAGAUGAUGACGACGACGGUGUAAGCUACAAAAGCGACGACGGUGUAAGCUACAAAAGCUACGACAGCGAGGAUGAGGACGAGGACGACUAGGAGGACGAGGACAAAGAUGUCGAAGAUGACGACGAAGAUGACGACUGCAACGACAGCGAUGAUGAUGUGGUGACCAGACUGAGGUCGAGGAUGAUGAGGAAGAUGAGGAAGUUGUUGAAAUA